Molecule: messenger RNA, 883 nt
Organism: Sphaeroforma arctica JP610
Lineage: Eukaryota; Ichthyosporea; Ichthyophonida
Exons: 2
Coding region: 125-883 (252 amino acids)
Molecular function (GO): flavin adenine dinucleotide binding; N,N-dimethylaniline monooxygenase activity; NADP binding
Source: RefSeq, a predicted model, not a curated record
GUCUGUACAUGACUGUGCUGGCUUAUAUUUACGUCGAUGAAGAUACGACUACGCUGCAUCAAUACACACACGUAGAUAUAUAAAUAUAUAUAUUUCUAUAUACAAAUAUACAUAUCAAGUGAUCAUGACUGUCAACGAGACACGUAUCAGCAUUGCUGAGCGCAGACGGCGAGUGUGUAUUAUUGGUGCCGGUGCGGGGGGAUUGAUCUCAUGCAAGGAAUUGAUUGACCAAGGUCUAGAGGUCGUGGUGUAUGAAGCAGCGGAGUGUGUUGGUGGCACAUGGGUAUUGCGUGACCAGGAUGGAGGUACAAGUACAAGUUAUAGUUCAACGGGUUACGGUAACCGAGGACUGGAUGUAAAUCAGCAUUCGUCCAUGUAUGAUGCAUUACACACGAAUCUGCCCAAAGACCUGAUGAACAUACCUGGUUUCACAAUGGGAGAUGAUCACACUGAGCGGUAUCCCCAUCGCACUGUGGUCAGAGACUACUUACAGGACUACUGCGAUGUAUGUGGUUUGGCUGCGCAUAUCCAGUUCAACACCACCGUGACCCGCGCGGAGUACAUGGGAAGUAGUGUUGCAUGCAAAGACGCAGAAAUACACAAACUAUACUACUGCGACAGACAGUGGAGUGUGCAUCUCCUCACCAAUGUAGAUGGAGUUAUCGAGGAGCGCGUAGAACGCUUCGACGCCAUUGUCAGUGCGAAUGGGCACUACUCACAGCCGCGGCUGCCCACAGGGAGUCUAGGCCAGCAACUGAAGUCACACUACACGGGGAGUGUUAUACACAGCCACCGCUAUAGACGGCCCAAUGGAUAUGAGGGAAAGGAUAUCGCAUUCCAACCAACCACCACGCAAUGUUCACUUCACCACAACGGUGACUAG